This is a messenger RNA of Carica papaya (papaya), 3376 nucleotides long. RefSeq names its product potassium transporter 11. Lineage: Eukaryota; Viridiplantae; Streptophyta; Magnoliopsida; Brassicales; Caricaceae. Gene Ontology annotation, biological process: potassium ion transmembrane transport. Gene Ontology annotation, molecular function: potassium ion transmembrane transporter activity. Gene Ontology annotation, cellular component: membrane. The record is from RefSeq and is a predicted model, not a curated record.
CCUUUCUCCUCUCAAAAUGUUUUCCAUGCGUGCUUGCUUCUCUCUCUAAGCUGGCACAGUUUUUGGCAGCUAACUCAUUAUGCACAGAAAGCUCUGUUUGUUUUGCAGCUAGUAAAUAAACUGCCAAAGAAGAGUCUGACAAUCUGCAAACGUAAAAACAACUCUUGGUUGUUUACGGCCUUGGUGCUUAUUUCAACAUAAAACCGACCUGGGUUUUGUUUAAAUCUAUGUUUUUGGUUAGUUUUACUGGGUUUUGGCUUCUUGAUCUUGUGGUUGGUAUUCAACUGACCCCACUUGGGUACGUGAAGUCUGGCAGCUUUUUCCUUCAUCAAUUCAAUUGCUUUUCUAUAGCAAACUUGGGUCUCCUUGAGCUGGUUUAUCCUCGAUUCUUUUUGCUGAGUUUUACCGUGUAUGUGUUCAAAUUUUGGUGUUAUACCAGUAUUAUUUAGUUUCGAAGAAUUCGAGUUUGGAAUCGUUACUGUUGUGCCUGCUUUCAGUUUAUCUUGUGUGGGUUUUAGUUUUAGCUUAAGCCUUUCUGUUUUGAUCGCUUUUUCUAGAUUUAGUGGCCAUCAAUUUUUCAGAUGGAUUGAGUACUAUAAAGUGAAGUAGAGAUGAUUUGAACUUCGUAUAUCGCUUUCAGUCUCUCUUUUACUAUAUAGGUUCGAAAGUUUUCUGCUCUUGUUCUAGUGGAAAUUUUUGCUAGGUUGAAUCUUGCUUCUCCGUUGAAUUAGGGAUGCUUUUGGGAGUGAAAAUUAAAUAUUUGGAACUUGGUCUUUUGGUGAAGCUUAUUCAUUUUAUUUCAAGUUCAGUUCUUUUUAAUCGGAAAAAAAUUUGUUUUGGUAGGAAUUUCUGGGUUUCCUUCUAGUUAGGGGAAUAGUUGAGUCAGAUAGAUAGAGUUGGGGGUGAAAGGCUGAAAAUCAUUUUGAAUUGAGAUUGAAAAUGGAAUCAAGAGUCGAGAUUGAUGAAGACAGUGAAACCAACAAAGGCAGCAUGUGGGUUUUGGAUCAAAAGCUUGAUCAGCCUAUGGAUGAAGAGGCCGGGAGGCUUAGGAAUAUGUACAGAGAAAAGAAAUUUUCUGUGAUAUUGCUACUGCGGCUUGCAUUCCAGAGUCUUGGAGUAGUUUAUGGAGACUUGGGCACUUCUCCAUUGUAUGUAUUCUACAAUACAUUUCCUCGGGGAGUUGAAGAUCCAGAGGAUGUGAUUGGAGCUCUUUCCCUGAUUAUAUAUUCCCUCACUCUUAUCCCGCUCCUCAAGUAUGUUUUCAUUGUUUGUAAAGCCAACGACAGUGGUCAAGGUGGAACAUUUGCCCUAUAUUCAUUACUUUGCCGGCAUGCAAAAGUAAAAACAAUUCCCAAUCAGCAUCGCACUGAUGAGGAGCUAACAACAUAUAGUCGUUCUACAUUUCAUGAACAGUCCUUCGCUGCAAAAACCAAGAGGUGGUUAGAAAGACGUGCAUCAAGGAAAAAUGCACUUCUUAUUCUUGUCCUUGUUGGCACUUGCAUGGUGAUUGGUGAUGGUAUUUUAACUCCAGCAAUUUCAGUUCUUUCAGCUGCUGGUGGGAUCAAGGUUGACCAUCCUGGCAUGAGUAAUGGUGUAGUUGUUGUUGUUGCUGUUGUAAUUUUAGUAGGCUUGUUUAGCAUGCAGCACUAUGGUACCGACAGGGUUGGCUGGCUUUUUGCCCCAAUUGUAUUGCUUUGGUUUCUUUUAAUUGGAAGUAUUGGCAUUUUCAACAUUUGGAAACAUGAUAGCAGCGUUUUGAAAGCCUUUUCACCUGUGUAUAUAUAUCGAUACCUUAAAAGAGGAGGGAGAGAUAGUUGGACUUCACUUGGUGGUAUUAUGCUUAGCAUCACAGGGACAGAGGCACUUUUUGCUGAUCUAGCCCAUUUUCCAGUGUCAGCCAUACAAAUUGCUUUUACAGUAGUAGUAUUUCCUUGCCUUCUUUUAGCCUACAGUGGACAAGCUGCAUAUAUUAUGAAUAACAAGGAACAUGUGGCUGAUGCAUUUUACCGUUCUAUUCCAGAGAGUAUAUAUUGGCCAAUGUUUGUUGUUGCGACUGCAGCCGCUAUAGUUGCAAGUCAAGCUACCAUCUCUGCAACUUUUUCAAUAAUCAAGCAGGCUCUUGCCCUUGGUUGUUUUCCUAGAGUGAAAGUUGUACAUACAUCAAAGAAGUUCCUUGGUCAGAUAUAUGUUCCAGAUAUUAAUUGGAUCCUUAUGAUUCUUUGCAUUGCUGUGACUGCCGGAUUCAAAAAUCAAAAUCAAAUUGGGAAUGCUUAUGGAACAGCAGUUGUGAUUGUCAUGUUGGUGACCACAUUCCUUAUGAUUCUAAUCAUGAUAUUAGUUUGGCGCUGUCAUUGGAUUCUUGUCCUGAUCUUUACUGCCUUGUCAUUGGUUGUGGAGUGUACAUACUUCUCUGCAGUGCUUUUCAAGGUCGACCAAGGUGGUUGGGUUCCCCUCGUGAUUGCAGCAGCCUUUCUUCUCAUCAUGUACGUAUGGCAUUAUGGUACAGUGAAACGGUACGAGUUUGAGAUGCAUAGCAAGGUUUCAAUGGCUUGGAUCCUUGGGCUUGGCCCCAGCUUAGGACUGGUUCGGGUGCCUGGCAUUGGACUUGUGUACACUGAACUAGCCAGUGGGGUGCCCCACAUUUUUUCUCACUUCAUCACAAAUCUACCAGCCAUACAUUCUGUUGUUGUUUUUGUCUGCGUGAAGUACCUUCCUGUUUACACAGUCCCAGAAGAGGAGAGGUUCCUUGUAAAGCGAAUUGGACCCAAGAAUUUUCACAUGUUCCGCUGCGUGGCAAGAUAUGGGUAUAAAGAUCUCCACAAGAAAGAUGAUGACUUUGAGAAAAAGCUAUUUGACGGCCUCUUCUUAUUCGUGCGGCUGGAAUCCAUGAUGGAGGGAUGUUCGGAUUCUGAUGAAUACAGUUUAUACGGCCAGCAAACUGAGAGAUCCAUGGAUGGCUUACUGAAUAACAAUGGAAAUGCAACUUCUUCCUACGCGGAUACGGUUUCCUCUCUGGACUCGAUUAUACCCUCAAAAUCAGCAGUGCAGGCGAAUAAUACAGUGAAUUCGAGUCAGAUGAGCAGCCACACGGAUGUGGAUGAGUUAGAAUUUUUGAAUAACUGUAGGGAUGCAGGGGUGGUGCACAUACUGGGGAAUACAGUGGUGAGAGCGAGGAGGGAAUCGAGGUUUUACAAGAAGAUAGCGGUUGAUUAUAUAUAUGCAUUUCUUAGGAAAAUAUGUAGGGAGAACAGUGUCAUCUUCAACGUUCCUCAUGAGAGUCUUUUGAAUGUGGGACAGAUAUUCUAUGUAUAAUUUUUUUGAUGCCGUCAUCAAUAAUGAAGUAAUAAAAUAGUCUUGGUUGUUGUCCGAUUGUAAA